Ochotona princeps (American pika) is the source of this 452-nucleotide messenger RNA. It is a transcript of the gene RBIS, whose product is annotated as ribosomal biogenesis factor. NCBI's taxonomy places the organism in Eukaryota, Metazoa, Chordata, Mammalia, Lagomorpha, Ochotonidae. The record is from RefSeq and is a predicted model, not a curated record. The transcript is spliced from 4 exons. The coding region runs from base 95 to 397 and encodes 100 amino acids. Gene Ontology annotation, biological process: ribosome biogenesis. Gene Ontology annotation, cellular component: nucleolus.
CUCGCCACGAGGUCCCUCCCCGGAACUUCCUGGACCGUGCCAGUGCAGCUGGUGUCUCUGGAGCUCGAGUUGCCGCCCGCGAGCACUGAAGACAAUGGCCAAGAACAAAUUAAGAGGACAGAAAUGCAGGAAUGUAUUCCACAUAGCCAGCCACAAAAACUUCAAAGCUAAAAACAAAGCAAAACCAGUUACUACUAGCCUUAAGAAGAUAAACAUUGUGAAUGAAGACAAGGUGAACAGAGUGAAUAAAGCUUUUAUAAAUAUUCAAAAGGAACUUGCACACUUCGCAAAGCGCCUUUCUCUGGAACCUCUACAAAAAGAGCUGAUUCCUCAGCAGAGUCAUGAAAAUGAACCUGUAAAUGUUGAUGAAGCUACAAGAUUAAUGGCUCAGUUGUGAUGCAGUGGUGAUGUAAUUCCCCCCAAAAGAUCAAUAAAUUAAAUAUUUUAUACAA